AUGCUUCGAUCUCCAUUCCUCCGUUCUUCAAUCGCUCAAGAUUUCGACACGAACAAUAACAACAACAUGACAAAUUUACGAAAGAAAAUACUUACGACGAUGAAUUUUAGGUUUUGGAAAUACUUGCUAAUAAAUUGGUGCAUGUGGACUGGUAGCGGUGCUAAAGCAAGCUUAAAUAGCUCCACGUCAUUUGAAACAACCAGUGACUCAAGUACUUAUCCAUAA
Messenger RNA from Lathyrus sativus (Indian pea), 225 nucleotides. NCBI's taxonomy places the organism in Eukaryota, Viridiplantae, Streptophyta, Magnoliopsida, Fabales, Fabaceae. The record is from the annotation of a GenBank genome assembly.